This is a messenger RNA of Acaulospora colombiana, 230 nucleotides long. NCBI's taxonomy places the organism in Eukaryota, Fungi, Glomeromycota, Glomeromycetes, Diversisporales, Acaulosporaceae. The record is from the annotation of a GenBank genome assembly.
AUGAUAAUAUACAAGAUAUCAUUAAUGCCAGAAAUUCGAUGAAACGUGCAUCAGAAGCUAUGGCUAUCAAAUAUAAAAUAUCAACAAGGCGUGUAUAUCAAAUAUGGAGGGAAAAUCAUCCGCCAAUAGACCCUACUGAACACAUAUACCAAGCCGAAAAUAAACAAAGCAUUAAUUGGGAUAAAGAAAUUGAUGAUAUAUAUAACUUAUAUAGUGAACUUCCAUAUUAG